This is a messenger RNA of Medioppia subpectinata, 406 nucleotides long. The record is from the annotation of a GenBank genome assembly. Lineage: Eukaryota; Metazoa; Arthropoda; Arachnida; Sarcoptiformes; Oppiidae.
UGUGAAAAAGUGGUGACAAAUGCCUUGUUUUGAAUGAUUUGCAACUUUUGGCUCAUAUUUGUUGCAAACGUUUGGUUUGAUUUCAUAAACAAUUAAAACACAAUCAAAGCCAACGAUGUCUUUGUCCACAGCUAUGGAUCAGUUCGCAGCCUUAAGACACGAAUCGGUGCCAUCGGGUGUGAAACGGGGCUCACAUUUGGAUGCAAUGGUUGGCAAUCACGUGAGCGAAGAGGUGUCCACCGGGACAUCUAUAAUGGCCGUCGAGUUUGAUGGCGGUGUUGUGAUCGGCGCCGAUUCCCGCACCACAAUGGGCGCUUAUAUCGCGAAUCGCGUGACCGAUAAGUUGACCCGAAUUACGGACAACAUCUACUGCUGUCGCUCGGGAUCCGCGGCCGACACUCAGGCC